This is a messenger RNA of Microthlaspi erraticum, 2157 nucleotides long. The record is from the annotation of a GenBank genome assembly. NCBI's taxonomy places the organism in Eukaryota, Viridiplantae, Streptophyta, Magnoliopsida, Brassicales, Brassicaceae.
AUGGAUUCUUCAUCAUUUCCCGAUGGUGAAACUCAAGAUACAGCAGAAACCUUUACCACACAGUCCACACCUAAUCAAGGGAAAAGGAAGGAGACAAAUGGAGAUACUUCUGGUCAACCCAAUGAAAAGAAAACAGCGGGUAAAAGGUCUAAAGUGUGGAAACAUUUUGAUCCACUUGAGGAGGACAAGGACAAAUGCAUUUGUCGUCAUUGUAAAAGAGUUUACGGUUGUGCAUCAUCCAAAGGGACUUCUAACUUGGGGAAGCAUAUGUUAACCUGCAAGAAGUUGUUGGCAUUUGAAGCAAGUAAGUCUGCAGAUACGAGAGCUGUUACUAAGGAUGGACGAUUGGUGGAAGCAAAGGUUUCAGAGGAUAUCUUCAAAGUGGCGACUGAUGAGUUGCUAGUGUUAGGAGAAUUGCCACUUGCCUUCAUUGAAAGCAUGGCUUGGAGACACUUCUGUAGUCGAGUUAAUCUCUACACACCGCAUUCAAGAAGAACUGCUACCAGAAACAUUGUGAAGAUGUAUGAGGAGAGGAGAGCGGGUCUUAAAGUUUGGAUUGCAGCUAACAAGCAGCGAGUGUCACUUACUACUGACAUAUGGGUGGCUCAAGCAACAGGUGCUAGCUAUAUGGUGAUUACAGCACAUUUCAUUGAUGCAAAUUGGGAAAUGAGGAAGCUAAUCAUCGGGUUCAAGUACAUCACGGAUCAUAAAGGGACCACUAUAACAAGAGUCCUUAUGGAGUGUUUGGCUGAAUGGGGAAUACAGAAGAUAUUCACCAUCACGGUGGACAACGCCACCGCCAAUACAUCUGCCCUAAAGAGGUUUCAGACCCAAUUCAGCUUAGUGAGCGAUGAGGCAUUGGUUUUAGAUGGAGAGUUUAUGCAUAUGAGGUGUUGUGCACAUAUUAUCAACUUAAUUGUCAAGGAAGGAUUGCUAGAGUUAGUUGAUAAUGUGUGUGCCAUUAGGAAUGCCGUGACGUAUGUGAGGGCGUCUACUAAUAGGAUCGACACUUUUGAUAGCCGUGCUGAUAAUGCCAAGGUGACUAGAGGGAGUUUGCCUUUGGAUAUAAAAACUAGGUGGAACUCAACAUACUUGAUGCUGCUACAAGCUAUUAAGUUCAGGAAGGCAUUUGAUAAAAUGGAAGCUGAAGAUCGGCUAUACAAUGAUUACUUUCUCGAACAAGAGAAUGGUCAAAAAAGGAUUGGUCCGCCUACUGAAGUUGAUUGGAAUGCAGUGGAGAGGUUAGUAAGGUUUCUGAUCAUCUUCUACAAUUCUACGUUGAUCGUCUCAGCGUCUAAUUCGGUUAGCUCCUACAAGUGCUAUACUGAGAUAGUUACUAUAGAGAAGAAUCUGAUGAACUUGAGCAAUAGUUUAGACAGAGAGUUGAGUGAAAAGGCUGACGACAUGAGAGGAAAGUUUGACAAAUAUUGGGAUGGAGUGAAGAACAUCAAUAGGCUUCUGAUUGUUGCUAGUGUCCUUGAUCCGAGCAAGAAAAUGCAGUUUGCUAAGAUAUGCUUUGAAAGACUUUACGGCAAAGAUACUGCACAAGCUAAAUGGAUGUAUACUUCAGUCACUGAAGUUAUGAAAUCUCUGUUUGCUGAGUAUAGCACUCGGUCUAAGAAGGAGGCCAUUGUCACACCAUCACAGACGGAUCAAGCAUCAACUUCCGGUGGCCAUGGUUCAUGCUCUGAGAACAUGGAUUUUGUGAAUGAUGAACAGGGGUAUGAAAGGAUGGAUCAAGUUUAUAAGGAUAUGAUCAGUGGUUUAGGCGUUGAAGAUGAACGGUCUGAGUUGGAUAUUUAUCUGAGUGACAAAGUUGAAAAUCCUAAUACUUUGCUUGGAACAGAGUACGAUGUCUUAUCUUGGUGGAAGGUAAAUGCAGGGAAGUUCCCAAUUUUAUCAGAAAUGGCUCGAGAUGUUCUUGCUAUGCAAGUGUCCUCUGUUGCAUCUGAAAGUGCUUUUAGCACUAGUGGCCGAAUCAUUGAUCCGUAUCGAAGUUGUUUAACUCAUUACAUGGUUGAGGUCUUGAUGUGUACUGAGCAGUGGAUGAAGGCUGAGAUUAAGUUAGGCGAGAAAACAUUUGUUUCAAACACGGAGAUGCUUGCUGAUGUUACAUUGCAGGAUGAACUCCAGAAAAUGUAUCCUAGACCCAACUAG